Messenger RNA from Stomoxys calcitrans (stable fly), 2266 nucleotides. Its product is annotated as zinc finger protein Xfin. Gene Ontology annotation, biological process: regulation of transcription by RNA polymerase II. Gene Ontology annotation, molecular function: DNA-binding transcription factor activity, RNA polymerase II-specific; RNA polymerase II cis-regulatory region sequence-specific DNA binding. Lineage: Eukaryota; Metazoa; Arthropoda; Insecta; Diptera; Muscidae. The transcript is spliced from 2 exons. The coding region runs from base 317 to 1963 and encodes 548 amino acids. The record is from RefSeq and is a predicted model, not a curated record.
AUGAAGCGGCCGACAGACCAGAUAAAACACUCCAUUCAAAGUAGACGGGACAACAGCAACUCACUCAAAUUUUCAAAGAUCUAUUAUAUUAAACUUGAUUAAACGUUAAUAACAAACAUCACAUCUUAAAACAGGGUUCUCGAAACACUCAAACAAGAUAAAUAAAUAUCGGUGCCUGCAAAUUAAAACUAGAAAGGAAGGAACGCCCACUGAAAAAUAACAGCGAAGGCGUAAAAAUAUACUUCAAUGUUCGAACAGUAAUUAAAACAAAAACCCUCCAAAUGAAGUAGGUUCACCUUGAAUAGCGCAUUUUGAUAUGGCUGCCCUAAAUGACACGCCCACACCUCCUAUGGUCAUAGCAACAAUGCCUGACUUGCAGAGUGUCUCCAUUAAAAUAGAACAGGGUGUGUUACAUGAUGAAUGUGGAAGUGGUGUUAGUGUUCAGAACAGUGAAAGGCUGAGUGAUGACCACAGUCCCAGCAACUAUAAUUUCGGCACAAACUAUAAUCAAUAUAUGAUCAAUAGUGGCGCAAAAACAUAUGCAGACAUCCAGGGAGAUGUAAGAAUUAAAACUGAGCCAGCUACUGAUGUAAAUGACGGCUAUGUCAACAGCAAUGGUGAUAACAAUUCAACGUCGUCGUCCCCCAACACUACAUUGAGGAAUAUCCAUUCACCGUUAAUUGUGUUAACGCCCACCACUAAAAUUGUGCCCACACCAAAUGCUGUCAAUCCGAAAAAGAAAUAUGAAUGUCCCUAUGAAAAUUGCACAAAAAGUUAUGGCAAAAGUUCACAUCUUCGAUCUCACUUAACUUGGCACACCGGCAUUAAACCAUUUGUGUGCACAGCACCGGAUUGUGGAAAAGGCUUCACUAGGUCUGACGAGCUUAACCGACACAUACGAACGCACACUGGUGAAAAGCCUUUUGAAUGCAUACAAUGUGGUAAGAAGUUCUCAAGAAGCGAUCAUCUGACCAAACAUUUGGCUACACAUGCAAAACAACAGAAUGGAAUGGUGGGAGAUGCAUCCUCCACCCCCUUCACACAAGUAGGAAAAAGGCCGAAAUUAAUGAAACAUCUGUCAAGAAACAAUUUACUUCAAAACCAUAAUUCUAAAACCAAUAAUUUUAGUGAUGCGAUGAAAAUUAUGGCUGGUUUCAUAUCGAAGUUUGAAGUCAAAAAUGAGGUGCCUAUAAGUGAAGAUCCAAGAAAUAAUCAUCAGGCACCUGCCAAGGAAAGAGAAACACAUCAUCUACAUCGUCUAUCACCUUUAUCGAAUUGUAGAGAAUCACCAUUUGAAGUUCAGAUAAAAACUGAGCCAAGUUUCGAAAUUGACGAUGCUGGCCCAAAAACGGAAGCAGCACAAUUUGCAAAACAGAGCGGGCUAUAUGAACUGGAUAGAAGAAGACAGGAAUCACAUUUUCAUAAUUAUUCAACGGAAAAUUUCAGAGAAGAGCGGGCCACCUUCUCCAAAAAUAGCCCCGAGAGGAAAAUAACAUUCGAUAGAGCUAACAUAAAUGAAAAUAACAAACAUAAACCAUCAAUGCAUGGCAUAGCUAUGCCGAAAUCAUCGUCAGCAUUCCAUCUGGGAGCCCAAAAACUUCGCAACGAGGAAGAUGAGCCAGAUGAUGAUGCCAUUAUGCCUGAAGCUAAUUUGCCACCCUUACCCUUGCCGUUAGUCAUAGUUCCAAGAGCAAACCCAACAACAACUUCUCAACAUAUAUUACCUCCUCCUUACAAAAGAACCCCAAAAAGAUCGCCAGAGGCUGGUGGUUCAUCUUUUGGCGAUGUAAGACCAUUUCCUUGUACACAAUGUUCAAAGAAAUUCAAACGUCCUGAUGAUCUCAAUCGCCACAUACGAACUCACACUGGUGAAAAGCCUUUCGCAUGCAACGAAUGUGAUAAGCGUUUUAUGCGAAGUGAUCACCUCAAGAAACAUAUGAAUAUUCAUACAAGAAUAAGAUGAUUCUCCUCCUAAGAUGAUGAAGAAAAACCACACACUGCUACUGCAUUGUAUGCGGUGACAAUUUUGAUAAUCUCUUGUAUAUAUAUAUGCAUUAAAUGGAUUGCAAUUCUCAAAUAGUAUUUGUGUAUAUAAAGGUAACUUAGUCAUAACAUUUCAACAUUUAUAAAAAGUAUUUAUAUUUUACUGUGAAAUCUGUCGUACUCUCUUCUAAUUAAUACGUUUUUUUUUUGUGUAUAAAAUACUUUGGUGAUUUGAAUAAAAUUUAAUGUUAAUGCAAAAUAUACGUAUGCAAAUACACCUGUA